Molecule: messenger RNA, 729 nt
Organism: Trypanosoma grayi
Lineage: Eukaryota; Euglenozoa; Kinetoplastea; Trypanosomatida; Trypanosomatidae
Product: Gim5A protein
Exons: 1
Coding region: 1-729 (242 amino acids)
Biological process (GO): peroxisome fission
Cellular component (GO): peroxisomal membrane
Source: RefSeq, a predicted model, not a curated record
AUGUCUACCUACGUCCACAACUACCUGUCCGACGCAGUCAGGCGCAACAGGGUCAUGGCGAUUAUGCAGUUCCUUCCGAUGGCGUUGGAGGGGCCCGUGAGGAAUGCUGGCUGCGACUCGCUCGCCCAGUCGCUCGGCAGCCUGUCGAAGAUGGCGGAUGCCUACCGUGCAGUUAACCGUUUGGCUUUGGUGUUUAAUGCACUUGCGCCCGACACUCUGAAGAGUCUGACGAAGCCAAAGGAAGACAACGUUGUGGCCCGCAUUGAGCUGAUCUCGCACAUAUUCCACAUUGGAUUCUGCUUUAACGAGUCUACAUUUGUUCUGGCGCGCUUUGGUGUGCUGAGGAGCGAGCUGAUGCGCUUUGGUGGACUUGCCGUGACAUGCUGGCUGUACACGUUGGUGCUGGGCAUCAUCCGCCAGGCAUACCUAUUGGCGAAGCACAGCCUUUGCUGCUGCUCCAGUGCAUCAGAUGCUCAGGGGAAGAAGGUUGUUCCGUACACGCGCGAGGAGUGCAAGCGUGCUGUGGUGACCCUCGUGAAACUGAGCUGCUACGCCGCGUUUGCAAUGACAUGCCUCCCCAAGGGCAAGCCGCAGCUGUUGCGCGAGGUGAGUGGUCCCUUGGUGCCCCUGCACAAGCUGAUUUCGGCAAUGGCGCCGAACAAGCUCAUGCUGAACGACAGCAUGCGUGGGCUUUUGGCGCUCACCGCGUCUGCGUGUGAUUUCUACUAG